Messenger RNA from Fundulus heteroclitus (mummichog), 2807 nucleotides. RefSeq names its product fascin actin-bundling protein 2b, retinal (gene fscn2b). Gene Ontology annotation, biological process: establishment or maintenance of cell polarity; actin filament bundle assembly; cell migration. The record is from RefSeq and is a predicted model, not a curated record. The transcript has 7 exons. Lineage: Eukaryota; Metazoa; Chordata; Actinopteri; Cyprinodontiformes; Fundulidae. Gene Ontology annotation, cellular component: actin cytoskeleton; cytoplasm. Gene Ontology annotation, molecular function: protein-macromolecule adaptor activity; actin filament binding. The coding region runs from base 838 to 2310 and encodes 490 amino acids.
AUGAGCAGCAGAACGAGGUGAAGAGCAGAGCUCCAAAUGAGGCGCAGAGAAAGAGAAAGACAGGAUUAUACACCUGGCAGGUUAGAGAAAGGCAGGAAGGGGAAAAAGACAGGAUGGGAAUAAAAAUCAGCAGAAAGAGGCUUAAGAUUACAAAGAAGAGCUCCGUUCAUAGUUGGCUUGAGUUGUGAUGCUUAUGCUUUCGGAUGACUGAAGCGGUCCUUCAGCGCACAGCCAGAAAAAAAAUUCUAGGGCCUCUAAGGAUGUUCUCCUCCUCUGAUUAAACCUGCUUUUUACAAACUAGAACUCUGGACUUUAUAGAAAGGCGAAGAAAAGUCUAAAGUUAUUUGAUGUGAUUGAUCCAAACAUAGCAUAGGCAAGGAAGCUAAAGGUGUGAACAGACAACACCCAGAAGAAGUAAAGUCUUGGGGAACCAAGAUAUUGAGCCUUCAGGGUAAAUAACAAGUCAUGCAAGAACAGGGGCAAAGCUGUUCAGCAGGAGAGAUGGGGGGGAAAGGGAUAUAGGCUUCAGAAGUAGAGCUAAGCAGUCCAGAGCAAAAUUAGUCCACAGAGAAAGGGGGGCUGACACUGGACAGAAGAGAGAUCAAGGCUGACUCAAGUCUCUGUUGCCUCUAACCUGAUUAGGGAAAACAGGAGCAGUUGUGGAGCCCGGUUUGGAGACCCUCAGCAGAAAGUACAAGCCGGCAAGAAAAGAAGAGAAAGGAGAAAGAAUUACAAGAGGGAGCCUGACGAAAGAAGCCUCUUAAAGCUGGGAGCUGGAAUUGGAGCCGCAGGAACUGCAGAAGGAAAGCCGCAAAACCGCAAUAUCCAAAGGUCACCAUGCCUGCUAAUGGAAACCCUCCCUUGAAGUUACAGUUUGGUCUUAUCAAUCACGAGGGUCGCUACCUCACUGCAGAAAACUUUGGUUUUAAGCUGAAUGCAUCAGCUCCAAGCCUGAAGAAGAAGCAGAUAUGGACUCUAGAGCAAGACUCUCAGGAGACCCAAGUUGUGUAUUUACGCAGUCAUCUGGGACGUUACUUGGCUUCUGACAAGGAUGGCAAAGUCACCUGUGAGGCAGAUGGCCAUAACUCAGAUUGCCGCUUCCUCAUUAUACCGCAGUCAGACGGCCGCUGGGCCCUUCAGUCUGAGCAAUACCUCCGCUUCUUCGGUGGCUCUCGGGACUACCUGUCUUGCUUCGCUCAGAUAAUCACAGAUGCUGAGCUUUGGGCGAUGCACCUGGCUCUGCAUCCGCAAGCCAACCUGCUGUCUGUCGCCCGUAAGCGCUAUGCCCACCUCUCCACGGAGGACGGGGAAAUCGCCGUGGACCGGAACAUUCCAUGGGGUGUAGAAGCCCUGGUGACUCUCGUCUACCUAGACGGAAAGUACUGCUUAAAGACCUGCGACAGCCGCUUCCUCAGCAGCGAUGGCAAACUGCUGACGGAGAAUGGAAGGGCCACGGCAUACACGCUGGAGCUGAAGUGUGGGAAGCUUGCCUUUAAAGACUGUGAGGGAAAGUAUUUGUCUCCCAUGGGGCCCACGGGGACCCUGAGGUCAGGACGAUGCUCCAAGCCAGGCAAAGAUGAAUUGUUUGACUUGGAGGAGAGUCACCCUCAAGUUGUUCUGAUGGCAGCUAAUGGCCGUUAUGUCUCCAACAGACAAGGAGUAAGUCUCGCUGCCAAUCAAGAAGAUGAAACUGACACGGAGACAUUUCAGAUGGAGAUCGACAGGGAAAGCAAGAUGUGCACUUUCCGCACCAGCCAAGGUUGCUACUGGGCCCUGGUGGCUCACGGAGGCAUCCAGAGUACUGCCACAGAAGUAUCUGCAAACACCAUGUUUUCAGUGGAAUGGCUCAGCCACAAGGUGGCAAUAAAAGCAAGCAAUGGCAAAUACAUCUGUACCAAGAAGAAUGGCCAGCUGCUUGCUGUCAGUGACACCAUAGGUGAGGACGAGCAGCACACUUUGAAGCUGAUCAACCGGCCCAUGCUGAUCCUGAGAGGGGACAAUGGGUUCAUCUGCCACCACCGGGGCUCCAACACGCUAGACGCCAGCAGAUCUGUCUAUGACAUCUUCACCCUGCAGUAUAGCAACGGAGCUUACCAUAUUAAAGGCGUCGGCGGGCGGUAUUGGUAUGUGAACAGUGCCGGGCUGGUGUGUUCAGAUGGCGAGGCUCCAGAGGACUUCGCUUUGGAGCUCCUGGAGCGCGGCCGCCUCGCUAUCAGAGGCAAAAACGGCAAAUACUUACGUGGAGACCAGGGAGGCACGCUCAAGGGUGAUGGACUGAGCCUUAGCAGCUCUGCGCUGUGGGAGUACUAAAUCUGACCAAUACAGGGCUCACAUAUGAGACCCAACUCGUCUCAUAGGUUGGGAGAUUUACCAAGCAAUCUCCUUGUCAGUAGUCAUAGGUACUCUAAUGUUAAAGCAUAUUGUCGUAGAAUCUGGUCAUUUCCUUGUGCUGAAAAGGAAAAGCGGACUCGGAUGUGCACACAUGUAGGUGGAGAAAAUGAGAGAAGUGACCAUGCAGUAUAAUCAGCCAACAGAAGUAUUUACAAGAUUUUGAUUUGUAGCCUCAAAAUUAGUCUGAAUAAACAUUAGUUUGGUGUUAUUUUCCAGUAGAUGCAGUAUUUCAUGCAAGCACGAGUUAAUGUCUGAAACUAAAAAUAAAGGCAAAAGUGGGGAUAUGCACAUGUAACCACUGGUACAACCAAUCGUCUUUGUCUUCACGUUAUACCACUAACUGCAGGUACUGGCAUAGAGGUUUAUUUAGAAGUUUACAUACACUCAUCACGGGAACACAAUGUGCACUGAUUCAG